AUGGCCUUGGUAGCGUACGACUUCAAGCGCAAGACAAAGGAUCUGGUCUGGAAUGCAGAAUACAUUUCCAUUGAUUCGGCCAAGGAGACACAGGCCUGUGAGGCAUUGGUUCGCAGAGGCUUGCUGGGACCUGAGUUGGCUCUCCGUUUUCAGCCGGCCUGGCGAAGAUACCUACACGCUCUUGUGAAGAGAGAGAAAGAUUCUGAAUCUGGUCUUGAGGAUCUGUUGGCGCUUGUACCGUUCGACUCGCUGAGAUGCUCAGACUCAACAGCCUUACCCCGAAUCAAGGACAUGUUACAUGUUAGCGUGCGGUGA
This is a messenger RNA of Penicillium alfredii, 315 nucleotides long. Its product is annotated as protein kinase domain protein. Lineage: Eukaryota; Fungi; Ascomycota; Eurotiomycetes; Eurotiales; Aspergillaceae. The record is from RefSeq and is a predicted model, not a curated record. The transcript is spliced from 2 exons. Bases 1 to 315 code for a protein of 104 amino acids.